AUGAUAUUUCACCGUUUAACACUAUUAUCAUCAUUUGUUCAUCGUUCAUCAACGUUUCUUACUCGUUCUCCUCAAUGUCAAUUAUUUAAACUAAAUCCUAAUCGUCAAUUUUCUCUAACACCAAUUCGUUCACAACGAGGUGAUCGUCCGCCAAUAUCAACUAAAAAUGCACCGAAAAGGCCUAAAGUGAAAUUAACAUUCAGUGAUCUUAGAAGACUUUUUAAUUUAGCACAACAUGAAAAAGGUCGAAUUGGUUGUGCAAUUGCUCUUUUACUUCUAUCAAGUGGUGUUACAAUGUCUGUACCAUAUUUUCUUGGAAAAAUUAUUGAUAUGUUACAAACAUAUAAACAUGAUGAACUUCGUCAACGUUUAAAACAAAUGACAUUUGUUUUAGUUGGAAUAUUUGCUGUAGGUGCAUUAGCUAAUUUUGGACGUGUUUAUUUAAUUUUAACAACAUCACAACGUAUUAUAAAACGUAUACGUGAACAAUUAUUUAAUGGUAUACUUCGAAAAGAAAUGGCAUUUUUUGAUAAACAAAAAACAGGUGAAUUAGUUAAUCGUCUAUCAUCUGAUACUGAAGUUAUGUCAAAUGCUGUAACACAAAAUAUAUCCGAUGGUCUUCGAGCAUUAACACAGUCGAUAGCAGGAGUUGGUUUAAUGUUUUAUAUAAGUCCACAAUUAGCAUUAGUUGGUUUAACAACAGUACCUCCAUUAGCUGUUGGUGCUAUACUUUUCGGAAGAUAUAUUAAACGAUUAUCAAGUAAAGUACAAGAUACACUUGCUCAAGCAACAUCUGUUGCAGAAGAACGUUUUUCAAAUAUUCGAACAGUAAAAGCAUUUUCUAAAGAAGAACAAGAAAUAAAAUUAUAUAAUCAACGUAUUGGUGAUGUUUUACAACUAAAAUAUAAAGAAUCAUUAGCUUACGGUCUAUUUUUUGGAAUGACUGGUCUAUCCGGUAAUUUAAUUGUAUUAAGUGUUUUUUAUUUUGGUGGUAUAUCAAUGAGUGAAGAAUCAUUAACAAUUGGAGAUUUAUCAAGUUUUUUAUUAUAUGCAUUUUGGGUUGGUGUGUCUAUAUCUGGUAUAUUCUCAUUUCAUCUUGAAUUAAUGAAAGGCGUAGGAGCAAGUCAAGCAGUAUGGUCUAUUUUAAACGAAAAUUAUAAUGAAAAAAUAGCACUCUCUGGUCAAAAACAACGUACAAUUCAUGGAGAUCCAUUAACAUCAGCAUUAAUGCUUCGCGAUAUAACAUUUGAUUCAAUAUCAUUUCGUUAUCCAACUCGUCAAGAUGCACUUGUUCUUGAUAAUUUAACACUUCGUGUACCUGGUGGUAAAGUAUUAGCCAUAUGUGGUAGUUCCGGUUCAGGAAAAUCAACAUUAGCUCAAUUAUUACUUCGAUUUUAUGAACCACAAUCAGGACAAAUAACUAUAGGAAAUAUUCCUAUAAAUGAUAUGCCACUUCAAUGGCUUCGUACAAAUAUUGGAACAGUACCACAAGAACCAGUUCUAUUUUCAUCAUCUAUUUAUGAUAAUAUUUCAUAUGGAUAUCCAAGUGAAAUAGAAAAUGCACAAGAAAUUGUUCUAAAAGCAAAAGUAAUAGAAGCUGCUAAUACAGCGAAUGCUAGUGGAUUUAUUGAACAAUUACCUGACAAAUAUGAUACAAAAGUUGGAGAAAGAGGAACAAUGCUUUCUGGUGGACAAAAACAACGUGUUGCUCUAGGUCGAGCAAUUUUACGUGAUCCAAGUAUUCUUGUACUUGAUGAAGCAACAUCAGCACUUGAUACACAAUCUGAAUAUUUAGUUCAAGAAGCACUGGAAAAAAUUAUGGUUAAUAGAACAGUUAUUAUCAUAGCACAUCGUUUAUCAACAAUUAUAAAAGCUGAUCAAAUAGCUGUACUUGAUAAAGGUCGUAUUGGUGAACAGGGUACAUAUGCUCAAUUGAUGAACAUCGAAAAUGGAAUCUUUAGAAAAUUAGUUGCUACACAAACAAUGGUUGAUCUUGGUGGUGAUAAACAAACAAUUGAAGGAUCAUUAAAUACAAUACAUAGUCGUUUAAAAUGUUAUACAAAUGAUCAGAUAACUAUCUUAGAUGAUAUUAUAUCGAUAAUUGAAUCGUAUUAUAAAACAGAAAAACAUACACAUGAGAGAAUGCACGGAAGUUUACAAAAAUCACUUGAUCAUACACAAAGUUUAUCCUAUCUUGGAACAAGCGUAAUCGGUUCAAGUUGGACAACAGCAUUGAAAGAAUUAGCAGAACAUUAUGCGCAACGAGAAGCAUCAUAUCCAGUACUAAGACAAGUUAUAUUAGAGAAUUUAAAAACAAUAAAAAAUGGAAAAGUCGAUGAACAUAAUAAAGUUUUGCUAUAUGAUGAAGAAAUAAUUAAAGAAAUGGCUGAUAUUGAACGUCGUACAAUGAAAGCAAAACGUGCAUAUGAUGAAGCAUUUGAACGUUUACGACAAUAUCUUAAUCCAGUCAAAGAAAAAGAAAGUAGUAUUAAACGACUACAGUCAAAGAUUUCACCAAAAAAUGAAUUAGAACGAUUGGAAACUGCUGUUGUUGAUACACGAAAUAUGUAUAUUCUGUAUGUUAAUCAAAUGAAUUAUGCAUUGAAAUUUUACAUAGAACAAUUUAUUGUCGAUCUUGAUAAAUUACUUGUCUGUGAUCUUUUUCCACAAAUAGAAAAAACACUUGAAGAUCUUGUUUAUAGUGAAUACAAACGUCUUCGUGAUACACUUCAACGUGCAAUUCAUCAAGCAGUCGAAGAUGGAGAUGAACAAAAAAGACGGUUAUUACCUAAAACAUUCCAGAAUUAUAAUUUAGUUCUUCCAACUGAUCAAAGUGAUCAAAUAAAUACUGAUGAGAAACAUCUAUCACAACUUGCAUCAACAUAUGCUUCGGCUACAAAUGAUGUACGUGAUGCCGAUCAACAAAUACAAUUAGCUUUAGAUAAUUCAGUACUUAAUGCACCACUGAAUAAAGAUUCGAGAAUGGAUUCAAGUAAAAUAAAACUUAAACGAAUGGAGAUGCGAAAAUCAAUGGCUUCAUUUAUUCUUGAUACGUUAGAAAAAUUAGUACCGAAUAUUAAAACACUACAAACACCAACUCGUAGUUCAUCAAAAUUGAUCAAUGGUCUCAAACCAUUCAUAUCAAGUUCAAAAUCGGAAUCUAGUUCACCAAGUAUUAUUAAUUCAAUAGUUGACACAACAACAACGUCAAUUAGUCUUUCUGAAUUUCAAACUUCACAAGCAAAUGUCGGUACAACAUCAAUGUUUCCAUGUCAAGCAGUUGUCUUAUAUGAUUUUGAUGGUGCAAAUGAAGGUGAAAUAUCAGUACGAAAAGAUGAUAAAAUAUUUAUUGAAUCGAAACCAGAAUAUGAAGGUUGGCUUGUUGCUAAAGGACGUGAUGGAUAUGGUCUUGUACCAGAAACAUACGUUCAAUUAUUAUCAUCAAUGGCAACUCCCAUUGAUCAAGGAUCAAUUAAAAAUCAUGGAAAUAUGACCGAUAAUUCAUUGGAAAAGAAAAAGAAACAAUUGAACAAUAGUAAUUCUAUUCCGUCUACACCUGGAGCCGUCGAUGAUGAAGCAGACUAUUUUUCAGACGAUGAAUAA
This is a messenger RNA of Adineta steineri, 3603 nucleotides long. The record is from the annotation of a GenBank genome assembly. Lineage: Eukaryota; Metazoa; Rotifera; Eurotatoria; Adinetida; Adinetidae.